UAAUGUUAAUAGAACGAUUUGCAAUCAGUUUCACUUCAACCACUGCCUCUGCCUUGAGUAGGUUCUUUUGGUCGCAAUUUAACAAACACAACACGUGCAUUUUAGAUUCAAGACAAGUAAUUAAAUAUGACUUCAAUCAAAGAAUACAAGCUGGGCAAAAUUUUAAUCGAAGGAAAAACUAAGCAGGUAUACGAUUUGCCACAAAAUCCCGGUCUCUGUUUAUUGUUGAGCAAGGAUCGCAUCACUGCAGGAGACGGAGUGAAAGCUCAUGAUUUGCAAGGAAAAUCAGAAAUUUCAAACACAACCAAUGGCCAAGUGUUUCAGAUAUUAAACGAAGCUGGUGUGCGGACAGCUUACGUGAAGCCGGCCGGACCUAAGGCUUUUAUUGCAAAAAAAUGCCAAAUGAUUCCAAUUGAGUGGGUUACACGUCGCUUAGCAACGGGUUCUUACUUAAAACGCAACACAGGCGUCCCAGAAGGUUAUCGAUUUUCUCCACCAAAGCAGGAGACAUUUUUCAAGGAUGACGCGAACCAUGAUCCUCAAUGGUCUGAUGAGCAAAUCAUUUCCGCAAAAUUCAAUUUGAAUGGAGUUCUAAUCGGACAAGAUGAAGUGGACAUAAUGAAGAAAACAACUGUACUGGUUUUUGAAAUUCUUGAAAAGGCAUGGAGUACUCGAAACUGCGCGUUAAUCGAUAUGAAAAUUGAAUUUGGCAUUGACGAAGAAGGCGAAAUUGUUUUGGCUGAUAUCAUUGAUUCAGAUUCGUGGCGUCUAUGGCCGGCAGGUGAUAAACGUUUAAUGGUCGACAAGCAGGUCUAUCGUAAUUUGACCUCGGUUACCAGCGCCGAUUUGGAUGUGGUCAAAAGCAAUUUUGUUUGGGUCAGUAAACAAUUGCAAGACAUUAUUCCGAAGAAUGACCAUUUAGUUGUAAUAUUAAUGGGAAGUGCUUCAGAUUUGGAUCAUUGUGAAAAAAUUUCAAAGCAAUGUAAAGCUUUAGGCUUAAAUACCGAGCUUCGCGUAACUUCAGCUCAUAAAGGACCGGAAGAAACGUUACGUAUUAUGCGCGAAUACGAGAGCGUUAUGAAUAAUCUCAUACUUAUAACUGUAGCCGGUCGUUCCAAUGGCCUAGGACCCGUGUUGUCCGGCAGUACGACCUAUCCCGUAAUCAACUGCCCGCCAUUGAAGGCUGAAAACAUGCCAAUUGAUGUUUGGUCCAGUCUAAAUUUACCAUCCGGUUUGGGAUGCGCAACUGUUUUGUAUCCGGAGGCUGCAGCAUUGAAUGCUGCUCAGAUAUUAGGUCUUUCCAAUUACAUGAUUUGGGCAAAAUUGCGCGUAAAGCAGCUCAAUAACUUUGUUACGCUUAAAAAAGCUGAUAAACAAGUGCGAGGUGUUCGCAAGGCCUGAUUGGUCACUUGAAGUGAUUAUAGAGCCCAUAUACUUUGAUGUUUUAUUUAAAUUUGACGACAAAAUUUAAUUCGGCACAUAAUCACAUCCAAAUAUGUAAAUAGGUGAUCUUAACUUAAUAAAUUUUGUAAAUGA
This is a messenger RNA of Glossina fuscipes, 1536 nucleotides long. RefSeq names its product multifunctional protein ADE2 (gene Paics). The coding region runs from base 127 to 1401 and encodes 424 amino acids. The record is from RefSeq and is a predicted model, not a curated record. NCBI's taxonomy places the organism in Eukaryota, Metazoa, Arthropoda, Insecta, Diptera, Glossinidae. The transcript has 6 exons. Gene Ontology annotation, biological process: 'de novo' IMP biosynthetic process. Gene Ontology annotation, molecular function: phosphoribosylaminoimidazolesuccinocarboxamide synthase activity.